This is a messenger RNA of Orbicella faveolata, 1396 nucleotides long. RefSeq lists its product as uncharacterized. Lineage: Eukaryota; Metazoa; Cnidaria; Anthozoa; Scleractinia; Merulinidae. The record is from RefSeq and is a predicted model, not a curated record.
GAGUAACAUACGAGUACAUACGAGUAACGUACGAGUACCAUGACGAAUAACAUACGAGUACAUACCAGUAACAUGCACAUGUGCUCGUAUGUGCUCGUGUGGUAUUAUAGUAACGAUCCGAUCGUCUCAUAGUUUUUACGGCAAUGUCGUCUCACUUUCGCCGCGCGUGAUUGGUUCAAAGAUUGAAAUUGACAUCGCAGCACUGAAAUGAGUUACUCACGUAGGACUUUACAGCGAUGAAUGGCUGCCAAUUUGCACCGGCAGUUGAAACAUCUUUUACUGUACAGUAGCCCAUCUCUACGAGCUAUUUAAUGUAAAAGAAAGCGUUAUGUAAUUUUUCUGCAAAGGUCAACCAAAAAUUGCAGCCAGCAGGAUUCAUAAUAUAUAAAAAUGGGUUUCAUUGUGCAGUAAAAGUUGCUGACCUAGUCCAUUUCACAAAUAUCCGAAUAUUUUUGGGGAUAUUUACAAGUUUCCGAGAUAUUUAGAAAAUAUUAAGAUAUUUAGAAAAUUUAGGGAUAUUUAGAAAUAUUCGUAGCUUUUUUUAACUUAGCCCUGUGUUUUCCACGCUAUUUUCUUGAGUCUUGCAUAAAAUAAAUAUAGUAUUCUGUUAAUGUCUGUAUGUUAUAUAUAACGACACCCCUGUUCUAAGAAUACUACAAAACCGGUCAAACCGGAAAUCCCGGAACCCGUGUCAAUCAAGCGGUCGACGCUGAACGUUCCAGACGCCAUGAUAUACAUUUGCAUAUUGUAGCUUUUUGUCUUCCUCCGUUGAAAUGUUUUCUCCAAGAACCACUCUUGCCGCAAGAUCUUUCAUCCUUGUUUUUAGUCAACUAAUUUCUUCCACUGCAGUUGACGCUCUCUGUAGCACGGGUUCCCGAAAAACCCUCAGUGACGGAUGCACCAUUAGUGACGAUUGCAGCACGAUCACCUGCAAAAUGGAUUUUGUCGACAAGCCAAUCACUUUUAAGCUCAAGGUCAAUAAGUGUGAUGACCCGGUGAGUGUAACUGCCACAAUGGACGUUCCAGACCUGCAUAUUACCUGGUCUCAUACUUACACCAGUGAUGACAUCGUGGCAGUGCCAGGCUUCACCGCUUCCUUGCCUUCUUUCUUCUCCGCCGGUGUGUACGUACAAGUCGCAGUUACUCCUAAAAGCGACGAACUACGUUUAACGGUGAAACUCCUGGCUGGAGGCGAGUUUUUGGGAAAAGGCGUUUAUCCUGUGAAGGCGACCGUAAUGGAGGGAGACCUUCCAAUCAAUACCAAUGAUUGUGGUACGUGUGUUUUUUCCUCAAAAACAACUCUGUCUUCAAGAUUACAAACUACAUAUUACGUUAGCCUCUGAUCUGAUCGAAUGUUUAAUUCUCCUGGGCUCUCCGUGUUAUACUAUUUUUAGGA